Molecule: messenger RNA, 765 nt
Organism: Formica exsecta
Lineage: Eukaryota; Metazoa; Arthropoda; Insecta; Hymenoptera; Formicidae
Exons: 6
Coding region: 299-631 (110 amino acids)
Source: RefSeq, a predicted model, not a curated record
AAUAAAAUUUACAUCAUCUGAUUCAGAUUCAGAUUCAAAUCCAACCUUCAACAUUUCCCAUAAAAGAAAGAGGGUUAAUAAUGAAGUUAUAAAUGAAGAAAGUGAUAAAGAGAAUGAAAUAGUUAACAUUCCAAUUUUAAGGAAGGCUACCAAAGAAAAUUUUGUGGCACCAGUUUCAAAAAACGUGGUCAAUGUUCAAACUGAUUCAGUGCCGGGUACAUCAAAAGAAGAACUUCCAAAUACUGUUAAACCUGAAGAAGCUUCUAAAGAUGAAGCCUACAAAAGACAAGUACUAAGGAUGCUGUCGAUUCUGAAUUAUAAGAUGGACCAAAUGGCGGAAGAUUUAAAUAAUCUUAAGAUGCAUAAUAUUAUGGAAAAAGAGGUUCCCACAAUGGAAUCUUUAUUUGAAAAAUUUGAGUUGCCCUUAAAUUCAAUGGAAGAACUUCAUAAUUUAGAAAUUUAUUUAGAGAAUGAUGAAAAGAAAAAAGAAGUUGUGACAGAACUUUCAAGAUUUGGAGGAGCUAAUCCUAAAAUUAUGAUUAAAAGAAUUAUGGAAAAAGUUUUCUCUAACGAGUUGGCUGUGCAAUAUUCUUGGCUGGGAUUAAAAAAAAAGAAAGUUUUUCUAAUUUGAUUAUUUCCCAAAUAAUAAUAAAAUCAGUGAUGGCACUUCACACAAGCACUACAGCAUCUGAUGUUGAAAGUGCUAUUAAAAUGUGGUUGGUUAAAGCCAAACAAAGGAUUAAACAACAACAGCAAAAAUAAUAU